AUGUCGGGUAUCUCCAACCACGCCUGGUACAACAUCUCGACCGAGUACUACUCUAGGAUCCCCGCCAUUGUGAGCAAGACGUGGGUUUGGCAGACCAAGUACGUUCCGAGCACCAUCAGGUUUGGAGGAGCCCUGUCGGUCAACCAGCCCUACAAGUACGCCGUGUGGAAUUCCACCGUGGGCAAGUGGUUCAUCGACAGCGGAAGUGUGGCCCGGUCUAUUCAGGACACUGUGGGGGACACUGAGGGAUCGUGCGGCUACGGAGUGCCCAACUUCCAGGGAGCUUAUUGCGCUUACCACACCUUCCAGGUGAUAAACUCGACCUCGUCGUUCAAGUACGCGUACAUCUCCAACCCGGCCAACAACACCAGCGACUGGUGUACCAAGUACUGCUCUCACGAGGCGUACUUCGGCCUUGGCACCAAAACGUACCCGAACGAAAGAGCGGCCGACACGAUGAUCUCGUUGGUGGCGCACGAGAUGGUGGAGAUGCUGACUGAUCCGGUGUGGGCUCCUGCGGCCACUUCCGCCUGGUUGGACCAGGUGGGGUGCGAGAACGCCGACAUGUGUUCCUGGACCUACGGCAAUACGACCCAGGCAGCCAACGGUGGCAAGACCAAUCUGUCUGUUGGAGGCAAGCAGUGGCUCGUCCAGCAGAACUGGGUCUUGAGCAAGAACGACUGUGGUAUGAAACUCUAA
Messenger RNA from Acanthamoeba castellanii str. Neff, 699 nucleotides. Its product is annotated as phosphateresponsive 1 family protein. Lineage: Eukaryota; Discosea; Longamoebia; Acanthamoebidae. Bases 1 to 699 code for a protein of 232 amino acids. The record is from RefSeq and is a predicted model, not a curated record. The transcript has 7 exons.